GUCUAAUCAUCUAUAGGGCAGGUUGUUUGUCUCACCUGUCCUGAACAGUGACACAGUGAACGUCAGUGCGCGAGAGCAACUCCGCAAACAGAAUGUCUUCGAGGCCGCACGAGAGUCCUCCGCCCUAUGAGGAUCAUACAGAGGAUGGAUAUAAUGUCGCCCCGCAGCCUGCGUAUUCGUACUAUCCUGACGAUGAGUUCCAGCAUUUCUACCGCUGGACGUCUCCGCCGGGCAUCAUAAAGAUCAUGUGUGUCAUGUCGGUCAUCUUCUGCGUGGGCAUCUUCGUGUGCGUGGCCUCGACUCUGGCCUGGGACACGGAUGCAGGAGCGGCUGGAUUCGGUGGUUACGGAAGCUCAUACGGAGGUUCUUACGGAGGCUCAUACGGUGGCUACGGGGGAUCCGGCUACGGAAUGGGUGGAUACGGAGGCUAUGGUUACGGGAUCCUCGGCUCUCAGAACGACCCCAGGCAGGGCAAGGGUUUCAUGAUCGCCAUGGCCAUCAUCACCUUCAUCGUCCUGCUCGUCAUCUUCAUCAUGAUCAUCUCGCACCAGAAAGUGGCUCAGGGAAGGAAGUUCUACCUGGCCGUCAUCAUCAUCAGCGCCAUCAUGGCUUUCCUCAUGUUAGUUGCCACCAUAGUCUAUCUGGUGACGGUUUACCCAAUGGCCCAAUCGUCUGGAUCGGUUCAGUUCAAUCAGGUUUACGCCAUGUGCGCCGCUUACCAGCAGCCUCAGAUGACGGGUGGGUUCGUGAACCAGUAUCUGUAUCACUACUGCGUGGUGGAUCCUCAGGAGGCAAUCGCUCUUGUUUUGGGCUUCAUUGUCACCGCGGCCCUCGUCAUCAUCAUGGUUUUUGCCAUUAAAACCCGUCAAAGGAUCAAUAAUCACGGGAAGGACAACAUCCUGUGGCGCCGCGUGAAAGAAAUGAAUGAUCAAAACUCGCCGCAGGAUGUAGAGGAUUGGGUGAGUAUGAUAUUAUUGUUCUUUGCAUUGCUAGCUGAAGUACAGUCAAACCUAAAUGUAUUCAGACACCUUCAACAUUUCUCACAUUAUCGCAGUUUAUUCGGGUCGCUGUUCAGGGAGAUUGAGCACGAGGUGCCGGUCCGUAGUUCAGUCCCACUGAGCAGCGGAUCGGAGAUGAACAGCUCUGCAGGACGGCCCAAGAAACGGCGCGCUGGACGCCCACGAACCGCCGACAGACGGGAUCACGACACGGACUACGCCUCCUCUGGAGAUGAGCUGGACGACGAUGACUUCUCCAGUGAAUUCCCUCCCAUUAUUAAUAAUGAAGAGAGAGAUGAUUACAAACGCCUGUUUGACAAAGACCAUCAGGAGUACAAGGAGCUCCAGGCAGAAAUGGACCAGAUCAACAAGCGUCUGGCUGAAGUGGACCGGGAGCUGGAUGACCUGCAGGAGGGCAGUCCUCAGUUCCUGGACGCCAUUGACGAGUACAACGCGCUGAAAGACAAAAAGAGGAGCGGCGAAUACCAGGUGAAGAAGAAGCGCUGCAAGCACCUGAAGGCCAAACUAAGCCACAUCAAAAGAAUGGUCAGCGAUUACGACCGGAGGUCCUGAAGAUCCUUUCCAUCACAUUAGAGGAGAGCGAGCUACUGGACAGUAUCGUGAGAGUCCAGAUGUGUGGGUCAUUGCCAUUCGUGAGCUAGGCUGUGUUGCUUUCUGGACAUUUGAUUGAUAAUGCAUGUAAAUAUUCAAGGCAUUCUGAUUCGUAUUGCACAGUGCAAUAUUUUCCCAGAAUCCUUCAUGAACCCGUUUUAAAAUCAGGUUUAACUAAUGUCAAAAUCCUAAUUUCUGUAGUUUUUUUUGUUGCAAAUCUCCAUUUAGCUGUUACAGAUUUAACAUGAACUUGUUGGUGUUUCAGUACAGCGUGUUUGUUUUAUAAAGUUUUUAUAUAUAUA
Sinocyclocheilus grahami is the source of this 1912-nucleotide messenger RNA. RefSeq names its product occludin-like. Gene Ontology annotation, cellular component: apical plasma membrane; bicellular tight junction; cytoplasmic vesicle. The transcript is spliced from 8 exons. Gene Ontology annotation, biological process: bicellular tight junction assembly. The record is from RefSeq and is a predicted model, not a curated record. Lineage: Eukaryota; Metazoa; Chordata; Actinopteri; Cypriniformes; Cyprinidae. The coding region runs from base 93 to 1571 and encodes 492 amino acids.